Molecule: messenger RNA, 1144 nt
Organism: Gymnodraco acuticeps
Lineage: Eukaryota; Metazoa; Chordata; Actinopteri; Perciformes; Bathydraconidae
Product: citron Rho-interacting kinase-like
Exons: 2
Source: RefSeq, a predicted model, not a curated record
UUGACUUUGAUCAGAUAUCUCCUCCCCUUGUGUCCUGCAGGAGUCCCAGUAAGCGCGGCCCCCCCACCUACACCGAGCACAUCUCCAAGCGCCUGGUCUCGGGCCCCGGCAGCCAUGAGGGCCUCCACCGGGAGCCCAGCACCCCCCACCGGUACCGGGAGGGAAGGACCGAGUUCAGGAGGGACAAAUCCCCUGCCCGGCCCCCCCUGGAGCGGGAGAAGUCCCCGGGCAGAGGGCUGGACGCCCGUAGGGAGAUGGACCCCCGCAGAGAGAGGUCUCCGGGGAGGUUCGGGGACAGCGGCCGGCUCCACGCUGGGUCUGUGAGGACGCAGCUGGCCCCCGCCAACAAGGUCUGGGAUCAGUCAUCGGUGUGAGUCCUGGAGCAUGAAGAGGAACUGAAGGAACCCUUGAUCCACACACAGACACACACACUGCCUGUACAUAGUGCAGCUGCUCGUGCAGCUUCCCAUAAACCUGCACUCUGAGUCCUCUUUCCUCACGCGUGCUUUCAUUGGAAAGUGGAAGAUGUGAUCUGCAGAAGAAGAGAACCCACUUCAUGAAAUGUUCCUCCAGAGAUGUAAAUAAUGCCGUCUGAGUUUUAUAGAUAAAGGGAAUAGUCGGCCGGUGAAACCAAGUCUAUUUUUUUUUAAACGAGUUUCUAAAGAUGUCGACAGGGAGAUUAAUGAUGUCGUUGGUUUAGGAAAUAUAAUCAGCGUUUAAUAAAGACUCUCAUUAGUCCUGAAGAGGGUCUGAGGAGCAGCACUUUGCACAUGUACCGACGGAUCUGAAGUGAAACUCGCUCUUUAUUCUGAGGGUCGCUCUCUAGCCUUUGGCAUUUAAACGCUUUAUGGUUCGUAACAUAUUACAAGUGCUCCUCGUGUUGUUUAGCAAACCUAACCUGCUGCUGAUUCUGUGAAGUGUAGUCGUCGUCAGGAGUCACUUUAACUCCCUCCUCAGAUCCAUCACUCCUCCUCCUCUUCCUCAGUGAGCAUGAACACAACAGCAGCUCCUCUGAUUCUCUUGGUUGUUUUCCUUUCUCUGUAUUCGGUUCAAUAAGUAGACGUUGAUGUUUGACAGUGACUUAAUAUGUUCUUGAUUUAUAGAGAUGUAAACCAGUACAUGCAUUAAACAUGAUUGAAGUGUU